Molecule: messenger RNA, 819 nt
Organism: Brettanomyces nanus
Lineage: Eukaryota; Fungi; Ascomycota; Pichiomycetes; Pichiales; Pichiaceae
Exons: 1
Coding region: 1-819 (272 amino acids)
Biological process (GO): spliceosomal snRNP assembly
Source: RefSeq, a predicted model, not a curated record
AUGAACCCUGAAAAACGACAUCUGUCUACGGCAUAUCCCGUGGAUAUGAUGAAAAGGAGAAGAAAAUCAAAUGAGAAUCAAUCUUAUUCAAGUGAGUCGUUGAAAAUUAAUAGCAAAAUCGAGUCGACACUAAGAAAGAGUGAAAAUGAUGCUGUGAAAGGUCCAUUGGACCCGGUAUUUGGUCAACAUCGAGCAUUCCCAAUCAGUAUUAAUACGGAAACGAUUGAUUUGGAUAAAUCUCCGUCGAAUGUGAUGGAAUACUUGGCUCAAGUUCGACUUGAGGCCGAGAAAGAUGGGAUCAAAGAGGAUGACGGCUUCUACUAUAAACCAGUUGACCUUAAAGACGUUGUCAAUGCUCCUGAGAAUCCCCUGGAAGGUCUUCUUUCCGCCUACAAGCAAAAAAGAACAAGCUAUGAACAAUACAGAUCUCAUCUAACAGAGAUUAAUGCCAUAAGUCUUCCUGAUACGCAUAAAGAAUGGAAGUACUUUAUCUUCAAUAACAAACCAACGUUUGAUUUUGUUGCUCAAAUAGUGGAAGAGAAUGAAGACAUUAAGCUUGUUGUAUACUUUACGAAAUGGCUCAAUACGGACGUGGAUGCGAACUUUGAAGAAUGGCUUUUCAUGGUUCUAGAGGCUCUGGACCAGUUUCAAAGUGCUUCAAACAUCUCCGUGUUGAGAGGACUCUGUAAAAAGGCCAAGAAACAACUGGCCAACCAGUUGGAUGCUCGAAAUAGUCUCAUCAUGAACCGAAUACUCACCAUUGUCGGUUGCUUCUACGGCCAGAGAGAUCUAAUAGAAAAAAAAAUCUUUACUAAAUAG